AUGCAGAACCGCCACUGGAGCUACUUCUCCUGCUUUGGAUACGGCCUAGCCCUCCUCUGCACUAUGGGAUAUCUACACACGAGCACAGAUGCUGCAGCAGCUGAGCGUGUGUUCCCCGGAGGGGCCCUGGUGGAGUUUGGGCCGGGGGCGGCGGCCGUCGGUGACCCAGCUGGACUGUUCGAUCAGGGGAGCUGGACAAGAGGGGAGGGGGAGGGGGGCCGACGCAGGAGGAGGAACGUACUGCUGCCCAGCGGAGUCCGAAUCUGCUCCCAGGAGUCCCUGCAGCAGGCCCUCCAAUACCACUUACAGUACUACCACCUCAGAGUCUGUCAGGAGACGGUGUGGGAGGCCUUUAAGAUCUUCUGGGACCGACUGCCCAAUCAGGAGGAGUACCAGCUGUGGAUGGGCCAAUGCCAGGAGGGCAUUAUGACAGCCCGCGAUAUUGGCGCCACUUUCAGCCAAUCAGAAGAGCACUUGGCUCUUGUCAAUAAGAGACUGGCCCUGAGCAAUGAGAGGAGUCAGGGCACACUACCGCCUGAGUGCAGAGCACAGACAGAAGCACCGCCCCCUCAGGAGAGUAAACCAGUCCAAACAGAGGAUGAGGCUGCUGUGUCAGAGCACGGUGAGGAAGAGUUGCCCUUGGAAGAAGUGGAGGCUGCCAUGGUUACCGAUUUAACACCAGUUGAUGUGCCGGAGAUUGACAAUGAGAUUGAGGUGGAGGCAGUUGUCUUACCAACACGGGCCGUGAUGGAGCAGCAGGUGGAACUGAGCGCGCUCCUACACGGAGAACCCUGGAGUGAAGACCUCAACGACCCCACCUCCCUCACACACCACACACUCUCACAGGAGUUCACUCAGAAGGUCUCUGCUGCACUUGAGAAGCUGCAAGAGUUUAAGAGUGUGUCUGUGGUAGAGUUCAGGCCUCAGACGGAAGCUUCUGGCUUUGAGAGUGUGCGUGUGGAGUAUGUGGUGUCGGUGCUGACGGAUGGAGGAGAGGUUAGUGGGGAGACACUGGACUUCAUCAACCUGCAGUCCAACAUGGUGGAGAGCAGCUUCAUCGACCCCGAGCUGCCCACUGCGGAGUACACCAUCACUGACCUCAGGAGCUUUAUCACGGAGGCAUUACACGUGGUGGAGACGUACGCUCUUGAGGAGACUGAGCCCAGCACUGGACCAGCUGAGGAAGGCAGCAUUGAUGACAUCCUGGCUGCAGAGAUUCCCCUUGACUCCGGACAGGAAGUGUUUGAGGAGGUGCCGAAGGACGACCUCCUCGACCCCACCUUGACCACUGACCCUUGGGGUGGCCAGGAGGCUGAGGUCAUCGGGGAGAAUGAUGUCAUCAUUCUAGAUGAGAGUGAUGCAGAGCCACCUCUCACUGAACACACAGCUGAGGAGGAGGAGCAGGAAGCACCAGCAGUGGACGAGGGAGAGGAGCUUUUGGUCAGUAAUGUUGUGGACGCUGAGGCUAACCCCACAGACAGCCCCUCGGUGGAGAACGAGGCUGUUGCUGAUGACCUGGCCACUGAAAUCUCUGGAUCGGGCUCGGGAGGAGAGGAUUGGCCGGCCGUGGUGGGCGUGAGCCUGCCUGAAGCCCCGCCCCCCGAUACGGAGGACAGCACAGCGGAGGCGCCUGCUAGUGAUGUCACAGAGGAGGAAUAUGACAUCAGCACCAUCACCACAGUAACGGUCGAGGAGGAGGAGGAGGAGGAGGCUAAAGAGGAGACAGUCCCCGCCGAGGCCCAGCAGGAGGAGGAGGAGCUUGUGGUUCCCAUGGAGACCGAGGCUCCUGUGGUCAUAGAGGAAGAGGCAGAGCAAGAGGAGCCAGGUGUGUCAGAGGUAGACCUCACGGAGGAUGAGAUCCUAUUGGUCGGCGAGACGUCCGAGGCCCCACUGGACUCUAUCCAGCCCACACCCAUCUCCCCGGAGAAGGAAUCCCCCUUCACCCUCAUCGCCAUGGUUACACCUGAGGAGGAAGAGCAAAUGAAGAAAGCGACAGCGUCUACAGAGCCGCCCAUCGUUCUGACCGUGUCCGAGGUGGACUACGACGUCUAUAUCCACGGUGACCACAUGGAGGACGGCAGUGGCUACUUGGAUGACCCCGGCAGAAUCGCCAUGCCAACCAACCCUGGGCGGGCACUGAUGGUGUUCUUCAGCCUGAGGGUCACCAACAUGGUGUUCUCCGACGACCUCUUCAAUAAGAGCUCACCGGAGUACAAGGAACUGGAGCAGCGCUUCCUUGAGCUGCUGGUGCCAUACCUGCAGUCCAACCUCAGUAACUUUGAGAACCUGGAGAUUCUUAACUUCCGUAACGGCAGCAUCGUGGUGAACAGCCGCAUGAAGUUUGGGAAGCCCGUGCAGCGCGGGGUCACCAGCUCGGUCUACCUCAUCCUGGAGGACUUCUGCAACACCGCCUACCAGACCAUGAACCUCGCCAUAGACAAGUACUCACUGGACGUGGAGUCAGGUGAACAGGCGGACCCGUGUAAGUACCAGGCGUGUAACGAGUACGCGGAGUGCAUGGUGAACCGCUGGUCGGGUGAGGCGGAGUGUGUGUGUAAUGCCGGCUACUACAGCGUGGACGGACUGCCCUGCCAGAGCAUCUGUGAGCUGCAGUCCGACUUCUGCAUGAACGACGGCAAGUGUGACAUCAUCCCUGGAAAAGGAGCAAUCUGCAGGUGUCGUGUGGGUGAAAACUGGUGGUACCGUGGUGAGCACUGUGAGGAGUAUGUGUCGGAGCCACUGGUGGUUGGCAUCGCCAUAGCGUCAGUUGCCGGGUUUCUACUGGUGGCUUCUGGCGUCAUCUUCUUCCUGGCAAGAGCCCUCAGGGACCAGUAUGACAAAGAGGAGACUGAGGACCCCUUACGGCACGGGGACAGCCUGCCGUCUCUGGAGCGGGCCACUAAGUACAACCCCAUGUACGAGAGCGAGGCCACCACGGGCUACAGCCACUACUACCGCCGCUACCCCGACCCUCCCAUUCACAGCAGCGCCAGCGCAGAGGCCUCCACCGACUUCAGCAGCGAGGAGAUACGACACAUCUACGAGAACAGCGAGCUCACACGCGAGGAGAUCCAGGACCGCAUCCGGAUCAUCGAGCUCUAUGCUAAGGAUCGCCAGUUUGCAGACUUCCUGCGGCAGCAUCAAGUGACGUUGGAUACACGGAGAGAGAGCACUUCCACAUAGACCAACGAAACAGCUGUGAACAAGAUAUCUGCCUUCAGAACCUGACAGUCCUGUUGCCAUGGUAUUGCUUGGAGAACACGAUGGACGAUUUAGAGAAUUAUGGACGAUGGACGAUUUCUCGAUUUAGAGAACUGUUUAAUUUCUUUGUGAGGCAAAGAGACGUAGUUGGACACUCAUGUGCAGAGGAAGCCGCUGGUGAAUCGGACGUGAUGGACCAUUUGUGCAUCGGGGUGAUGACGACAUUCAGACAAGAUUUCGGUUUCCUGGAUGCUCUUGUUAUCACAGCCAAAACACCUGACUUUAGGUUCUCAGUCUUCAUUGGUCAAGCUGCUUUGUGCUACGUCAGUGCCUUUUCCUGAUUGGAUAAACCGCUGUUGGAAUGGACGAGUUCUCUGCCAAUCAUGAAAUGGCCGUCUGUAAUCCCAUUGGACACUUGAAAACUGAUGACUAUCUUCUUAAAGUAACAUUUUAUCUAGCGUAAAUACUCAGUCUCAAUGUGGUCGUGAAAUAUGUGUUGACUGGUAUUAUGUACCACUGCUAUUGAUAGCAAAGAGAGAUAGAUGAUUGAUGAUUUUUUCCAGCAUUGAUGUAAACUUUCUUGGGUGAGGGACAGCUCAGCAGCUCCCGCACAGUAGGUGUAGGCAUGGGGACUUGACUCAGGUGUGCUGGGGAUCCCCUGGACUCUAGUGGAUCAUGACGUGUACACACAUGCCCUGUAUUCCUGUAGCGGACACUUUUCUCCAAAGUGCAAGAGGGUUUCCACUGGUGAGUUUGCUGCCCGGCUAUGGGACCCCUGCCCUGGCUCCAACAACAACACUUAUGGCUAUGGGGCCCCUGCCCUCCAACACUUAUGCCUAUGGGGCCCCUGCCCUCCAACACUUAUGGCCAGAUGCUGCCCACGGAGAGCUGCUGAGGUUCUCAGAUCAGAGGUGCGUUCAAUAACCACAAUCAUAGCCCAGACCGUUUUGCAGUUUGUCUUGAGUUUUUUUUGCCGCAAACAUUUCCACAAACACACAGUUAGUUCUCCGCAAACAUUUUGGGAGUUGGAUGGAGAGUUACUGCUGAAAUGAAAUGUUUACACAAUAUAGUUCAAAUGUAUCUGUUCAGAGAAAACAGGUUCACCACAAAUGUCCGCCUCUGUUCAAGGAACACACCUCUGCUCUGUGCUAUAUGCUGUAUGCUGUAUGCUGUAUGCUAUAUGCUAUAUGGGUGUGCUAGGAGCUGUCCAUGGUGCUGAGGGAACCGUUGUCAGUAGACUGGAGGAAUGGGUGUGAGCUUCUCUCACUCUGUCUGUCUGUCUGUCUGUCUGUCUGUCUGUGUCUCUGCUCAUUACACCUAGAGCUGUGUUUACAUUAGCCAAGUUUUUGUUUGAUUCUCUCUCUCUCUCUCUCUCUUUCUCACACACACACACACACACACACCACAUCACAUACAAACAAUAGAUCACAUACACACAACUAAUCAUGUCCACUAGGGGAUCAUUUUCUUUAGCUCUCUCUUUCUCCCUCUUUUUCUCUCUUUAUUUUGCUUAUUCUGUCUUUAUUUUGCUCUCUCUCUCUCUCUCUCUCUCUCUCGCUCUCUCGCUCUCGCUCGAAAUCAAACCCAACCUCCAACCUAAAAACAGCUGGCAUGCAAGCUGGCCCUACUAAUCCCCUUCUCUGAGGUGUGGAGUGCCUGCCAAGGCUGCUCAUGCUCCGAACCACCUCUCUCUCUCACUCCCUCCCUCUCGCUGCAAGGCCAGGAUGGGCUGGGCAUGAGCUAACCCUCUGCAGCUUUAACUAUAUAAUCCAUAUGGCCAGAAGACAACUGGCUCCGGGCUCCAUCUGGCUGACAUACGGCCUGGGUCUGGCCCAGGUGUGGUCAGGAGUUGGCUCUCACCGAGGUAGCCAGCUGUCUUCUGGUUAUAUGUUAGUUGCUAGCCGCUAACCGCUAGCUCCUAGCAGAUAGCUGCUAACUGCUAGGUCCUGUGUUCAGAUCUGGGUUAGGGUGAGGGUUGGUGUAGGUGGUGUCGGUGAGUAGAUUGCAGAGGGUGCUCUCUCAGAAGUGAUACACACUACACCUACAUUCACAUUUGUAUGUGAACGAACACACACACACACACACACACAGACACACACACACACACACUCAUGCAUACACAUGCAUAACAUACAUGGUAUAAUAUCAACCUACAUGGAUGCAUGCAUAUACAGUACUGUACAUUACCCACAAUGCAUCAAUGCAGUACCUAAACA
Alosa sapidissima (American shad) is the source of this 5417-nucleotide messenger RNA. It is a transcript of the gene impg2a, whose product is annotated as interphotoreceptor matrix proteoglycan 2a. The record is from RefSeq and is a predicted model, not a curated record. Bases 1 to 3183 code for a protein of 1060 amino acids. Gene Ontology annotation, molecular function: hyaluronic acid binding; heparin binding. Gene Ontology annotation, biological process: visual perception. Lineage: Eukaryota; Metazoa; Chordata; Actinopteri; Clupeiformes; Clupeidae. The transcript is spliced from 21 exons.